AAAUUAGAGUAAAGUCAUUUGUCUCUCUCGGAACAUUUUGCAUGCCUUUGCCUUUCAGGUCUCAAUCGGUCUCUUCUUUUUUGACUCUUUGCGCCCCUGUUAUCCCCGCUGUUACGCUUCAGCUACAGUAAUUCCGUUCUCUCUCUCUCUCUCACACAGUUGCAGAGAGAGACUCUUCUCAUUUCUUCAAAGAAUUUCAGAAGACUUAGGGGAGUGGAGAUGCCAGAAAUCCAACUGGGUGUCCAUACUAUAAGGUCCCAUGGAGCUAAAGUGGUGCGGGCUCACAUGCACGAUUGGCUUGUUUUACUAUUUCUCAUGAUCCUAGAAGUUAUACUGUAUGUCAUAGAACCAUUCCACCGCUUCGUCGGGGCGGAUAUGAUGGACGACCUUAAAUACCCAUUGCAAGAGAACACCAUUCCCUUGUGGGCGGUUCCGAUUAUUGCCGUACUAUUGCCUCUUAUGGUCAUACUCAUUUACUACUUUGUUAGAAAAGAUGUGUACGAUCUGCAUCAAGCCGUACUCGGCCUUCUGUUUUCGGUACUUAUCUCGGGAGUCUUAACCGAUGCAAUUAAAGAUGCUGUUGGUAGGCCCCGUCCAGACUUCUUCUGGCGCUGCUUUCCCGAUGGCAAAGGGGUUUUUGAUCCUGUUACCAGUAAAGUCAUUUGUACCGGAUUAAAAUCCGUCAUUAAAGAAGGACAUAAAAGUUUUCCGAGCGGGCAUACAUCUUGGUCGUUUGCUGGUCUUGGUUUUCUCUCCUGGUACAUGGCAGGAAAGAUUCGGGUAUUUGAUCGUAGGGGCCACGUGGCAAAGCUUUGUAUCGUUGUCUUCCCUUUACUUGUUGCAGCCUUAGUUGGCGUUUCACGGGUUGAUGACUAUUGGCAUCAUUGGCAAGAUGUAUUUGCAGGAGGUCUUCUAGGUAUAACAGUUGCUUCAUUUUGUUACUUGCAAUUCUUCCCCCCACCAUAUGACAUUGAUGGAUGGGGACCUCACAUAUAUUUCCAGAUGUUAGCAGAGUCCCGAAAUGAGACGCAACCUGGCAAUGUUAACGGUCUAAAUGUGACACCAUCGGAGAUUGAGAGCGUGCGCAUUUACUCACACAGGGGCAUGGGAGUGUCAGAUGACAACAUGAGUUCAAUCCUGGGUGAAAUGGAGAGUGGGAGAAGAUGUUAGUUAAAACGCGCGUGGGAGAAGAUGUUGGUUAAAACGCGUGUUAACUGUUUGCUUAUCUUCUCAGUUCUGUAGAACCAGUUAGCUUCGUGGAUGGAAACGUUGACUGUAGUUAAAAAAACUGCGUACCGUGUAUGCACAUAUGUGUGUGUAGGUUUGUUCAUUGAAUAAAAUCUUUUAGACUUUUGAAGGUUUAAACUAGAUGUGAAUACAAGUAAUAGACUGAUGGUAUAUCUUGAACCAAAA
This is a messenger RNA of Helianthus annuus (common sunflower), 1413 nucleotides long. RefSeq names its product lipid phosphate phosphatase 2. The record is from RefSeq and is a predicted model, not a curated record. Bases 220 to 1170 code for a protein of 316 amino acids. Gene Ontology annotation, biological process: phospholipid metabolic process. The transcript has 8 exons. NCBI's taxonomy places the organism in Eukaryota, Viridiplantae, Streptophyta, Magnoliopsida, Asterales, Asteraceae. Gene Ontology annotation, molecular function: phosphatidate phosphatase activity.